AGCUAGCUAGCGUGGAUAGAUCAGGACCAGGCAGGGAAGCAGACAUGACAGCCUUCGGGGAACUGAUGCUGCUGGUGCUGGGGCUGAUGGUGACGGCUCACUGUGAGGUUAGGGCUAGAGACCCUGAGGUGGAGGAAGAGGACCAAGACCUGCCUGUGGAGAGAGGAGGCUGGGAUACCCAGGGGGUGGGUGUCCACCCUGGACCUGGGGAGUUUGACAUCCCCCACCAGAGGAAUGGACCCCAUGGCCACAGACCUGAUGUCCCUGGCUCUGCCCACCACCCCGUGGGGCACGGACCACAUGGGCAACCCCAUCAGGCUGGUCCUGGACAACACCCCCUGGGUCUGCUGCCCAAGGAGACAGCACCUCCACCAGGAGAAGGAGGGAGCUACCCAGCCCGCACCGGAAACUGGUGUGCAUUCGUGCACCGCCGCAUUGAAACCAUGGCUGUAUCCUGUGGCAAAGAACAGUACACCAUCAAGUCCCAGAGCCCCUGUCCCAAUGGCACGCCUGACUGCCAACUUGUCAUGUACAAGCUCUCUACCCGGCCAGUGUACAGAGAGAAGCAAAAGAUCUUCACAGCCCUGUUGUGGAGGUGCUGCCCAGGACAUGGAGGGGAGAACUGUGAGGAAACAGUGGCUGAUGGCCAUGUGUCUGACCCGGCGGACCCUACGUUGGCAGGACGACCACAUCCAGGAGACACUGAGCCUCACCACACAGGUGCACAGUCUAGACUCACCCACCAGGCUGAGAGGGAGCAGAAUGACUUCCAGGUGUCGGAGAAUCCUCUGUACGAACCCCAUGCCUCAGAGGCUGACAACAACAACACACACACAGAGUCCCCCUCAUACCCUCGACAGGCCCAGGAGCACAUCCCUCACCAUGGCUACGACCACCCCCACAACCCUUACCCCAACCACCACCAGCGGGACUUCAACCAUGGAGAUCCAAUCAGGGAUGAGGUGGAGGCUGUCCCUCUACUGCCCUACCAAGACUCCCAAUCUCCCCUCCCUCUGCCCCACAUGAUGGCCCUGCUGAUGUCCCAGCUCCAGCCCAUGUUGGAUGGCUUCAACCGCACCUUGGAGCACCUAACCCAGGAGGUCGAGGGUCUGUCCCGGGAUGUGGCUCAGCUCCGGAGCUCUCAGUGGGAGGUAGAGGAGGAGGCCAUGCGCGGAGCAGGGGCUGGAGAGGGUCCCGAAGCCUUGGAGGCUAAGCUGGAGCAGCGUUUCCAAGACAUCAAGGAGGUGAGGAGGGAACUGGAGAGACAUAGAGCUGAGAUGGCGGACAGGCUACACUCCCAGCAUGCCAUGCUGCAUUAUAACAUCUCCAACUUCAAGACAGACAUUGACGUCAAGAUCAAACGCAACCACAAGAUAUUACAGGUUAAUCUCCGGUCCAUGAAUGCCACCCUGUCAGACAUGAAGCUGGAGCAGGAGCGUCUGAGCUUAGUGCUCCAGAGGGACCUGACCAGCCCAGGGGCCAGGAGAGAACCCAGCCAGGUCCAGCCCAGUCAGGCCCAGCAGCCUCCAGAGGACUCAGCAGUGUGGGAGGCUAUCGCCCGUCUGGACAACAAGGUCGUCAACAACACAGUGAGGGUAGAUGCCCUGGUUGAAGACCUAGAUAUGGCCAAUGACAACGUCCUGGACCUGAAGAGGGGCUUCCGAGGCCUUGAGGAGAACAUUGCCCAGACGGGGAGGAACAGCCAGAUCCAGUUCAUGGAGACAGGCCUGGAGGUGGAGGCGGCUAAAGUAGCUGUGCUGAACCGCGUCAAUGAACUGGCCAGCAACCUGACCAUCCGCUCGGAGCAGCUGCAGGAGAUGGAGACUGACAUGGACUACCUGUACACACAGUUCUACCAGAACGUCAGCACUGCCGGAGACUGUGACUGCAAGGCAUUCACCGCCUCCAUCUCCCGCCUGGAGCAGGGCCUGACCAACGUCACUGAGCUGGCCAACGACAACCGGCUGGCCCUGGAUGGGAGUACCGAUGCUGGGUCGGAGCGCUGGGGUCCCUCUGUGGAGGACAUCUACCAGGGGUUGGAUCACGUCAAGGCCUCCCUGGCCUUCGAGCAAGAGAAGAGCAGAACUCUCCAACACAACGUGACUCAGCUGCUGGCCUCCGUCCUGGGCAGCCAGAGGGACGUGCUCAGCCUGCGGGAGAGCGACGAGAGGUUGGCAGCUGAGAUGCGCCACCUCUCCAGCUCCUUUUCCUCUCUGUUGAAGGACGCCAUCCGCCACAAUGACGUGCUGGAGAUGCUCCUGGGGGAUGAGGUGAUGGAGUUCAUGGACUGGCCCCUCCACGAGCAGGAGGCCCACUCCAUCACCGCGCUGCAGAAGAGGCUCCACCACAUGCAGGAGCAGAUCAGGGGCCAGAACCUCAGCCUCACCACCCUGCUGGAGGCCGCCCGGGCAGAGGAGGUCCCGUCCUCAGACGAGCCCUCUGUGCUGGUAGACUUGGCCUCCCGCGGGCUGAAGAGGAGGAGUGGAGACCAGAGGAGUGACCACCUCAUGGACUCAGCAGCCUCUGAGGACCGGCAAGACUACUCGGACAGUGACCUGUGGAGCCUUGCGAAAGCAGUGGAGGAGCUGGGGGAGAAAGUCAACAGGCUGGAGUACAGGCCUUGCCCUGCCAGCUGCAACAACACCAAAGACAGCGCCUCUGAUGAUGUGAAGGCCAAAAUGCAGGCGGAGUUGGCCUGGCUGAGGAAGGUUCUAGAGAAUCAUUUGCGGCUCUUUAAGAAUGUCUUCAGUAACUCAGAGGGGCUGGCCGACUCAGAGAGCACCCUGGAUCUGGACCAGCUGUGGGCCCUGAUGAAGAGGAAGGAAAGGAAGAGACAGAGGAAGCACAACGACAAGAAAGUGGGGAUCAAAGACCAUAUUGGAGAGAGAGCUAACCUUCGCAGCAGGAGGGAUACAUCAGUACUAUCUAAGUUGAGGGACAAUCCCCUGAUGUUUGUGGCCAGAAGCAUACAGCGCAGCAGACCAAGUGACAGUAGCCUGCUGGUGUUUGAGAACACAUCCCUAAACAGUGGCCAGGCGUACUCAACUCACACUGGGGUGUUCCAAGCACCGUUAGCAGGGGUCUACCUCUUCGUGCUAACACUGAACUUUGAACCUGGCCCCUCGCUCUCUGGGCUGAGGAGAGAGAACGGGGAGCUGGCUGCCACUCUGCAUCAGGACAAGAUGGCAUCGUAUGGCCCCGUCACCAGUGUGUGUCUCCUACAGCUGCGGCAGGGAGAGGAGCUCCACCUUGAACUGUAUGGGGGGACUCUGGUGACUGAUGACCCUAACGACAACAUCUUCGCUGGGCUUCUCCUCCAUCACACCACCUGAGGGAGCUGUGUCUGCUCUGCAGUCAGAAGAGAUGUUGGACUGAGCUAAAUCAAUCACUAGACUGACAGCUGCUACGCCCCCCGUGUUUCAAUCCCUUACAUUGAUAUUGGGAGGAGGAGUGUAUAUAGAAGGUUAAGGGAGUAUAAACAUGUUUCCUUUGUCAAACAGUAUACCACUUAAAGCGUUGCAAUACAACUUCCCUGAAGUUAUUGUAGGCUGUUAUAAGGGAAACAGGAGCAUGAGCAUUCUAGACCAUCAAACCAUAUUCUAUAGAAACACUGACUGAGAAUAUAAGGUGGGCUCUUUAAGAUAUAUCACAUGCUCCCCUCCAUGCUACCAUAAUACAGUGCCUUCAAUGCUUUAUGACUGCAACAUUGCUUAUACAUGUUAUAUACAGUGCAUUCUGAAAGUA
Molecule: messenger RNA, 3744 nt
Organism: Coregonus clupeaformis (lake whitefish)
Lineage: Eukaryota; Metazoa; Chordata; Actinopteri; Salmoniformes; Salmonidae
Product: multimerin-2
Exons: 8
Coding region: 45-3332 (1095 amino acids)
Molecular function (GO): protein binding
Source: RefSeq, a predicted model, not a curated record